Molecule: messenger RNA, 3291 nt
Organism: Octodon degus (degu)
Lineage: Eukaryota; Metazoa; Chordata; Mammalia; Rodentia; Octodontidae
Gene: Ajuba
Product: ajuba LIM protein
Exons: 8
Coding region: 355-2001 (548 amino acids)
Biological process (GO): cytoskeleton organization; negative regulation of hippo signaling; positive regulation of miRNA-mediated gene silencing
Cellular component (GO): adherens junction; nucleus; transcription regulator complex
Molecular function (GO): transcription corepressor activity
Source: RefSeq, a predicted model, not a curated record
CUUCCAGGAAAGUAGAUCCGGCCAGGCAGACAAAAGUUUGGGAGAGAAGUUCCUUUCGAGCCGAGUGUUAGAAGAGGGGGCGGGGGCCCGGGACAGUCGGGCUGUCGGACAAGUCGACGCGUGAACCGAUAGCUCUGCGGACUGGGCAGCCCUUCCAGCCCCGCUUGGCCCCAGAUGCGCGGGGGGACCCGGCCCCUCCCGCCGGGGGAUGCUGCGAGGUUCCCGGCGCCAGGCACCUGGGCGGCCCGCUAAGCCCGAGUGUCUGCCCUGUGCCCCCGGGGAAGCCGCAUCCCGCCGCCGAGCAGCUGCAGGGUGCCGGACAGGGAGGGGGCUGGAGGCCCCAGGCCCGAGGGCAUGGAGCGAUUAGGGGAGAAAGCCAGCCGCCUGCUGGAGAAGUUAAGACUCUCGGACUCCGGCAGCGCCAAGUUCGGCCGCAGAAAGGGUGAAGCUACCCGGUCUGGGUCUGAUGGGACCCCCGGGCCAGGCAAGGGGCGCCUGAGUGGGUUGGGGGGACCCAGGAAAUCGGGGCCCAGAGGAGCAAACGGGGGCUCAGGGGAUGAGCCAUUGGAGCCGGCCCGGGAGCAAGGGUCCCUGGACGCCGAGCGGAAUCCGCGCGGCUCCUUUGAGGCGCAGCGCUACGAAGGCUCCUUUCCUGGGGGACAGCCGCCCACCCGGGCCUUGCCUCUACCUCAGUCACUACCCCCCGAUUUCCGGCUGGAGACCACGGUCCCGGCCCUAAGUCCCCGCUCCAGCUUUGCCAGUAGCUCUGCCAGCGACGCGAGCAAGCCGUCCAGCCCCCGCGGCAGCCUGCUGCUGGACGGCUCGGGGGCCGGCGGAGCGGGAGGAAGCCGGCCCUGCAGCAACCGUACCAGCGGCAUCAGCAUGGGCUACGACCAGCGCCACGGGAGCCCCCUGCCCGCGGGACCGUGCCUGUUUGGGCCACCCCUGGCCGGGGCCCCGGGAGGCUAUUCCCCUGGAGGGGUCCCGUCCGCCUACCCGGAGCUCCACGCCGCCCUGGACCGACUGUGCGCUCACCGGCCAGCUGGGUUCGGCUGCCAGGAAAGCCGCCACUCUUACCCCCCUGCCUUGGGCAGUCCCGGGGCUCUGGUCGGGGCCGGAGGGGCAACAGCGGGGCCCUUGGAGAGGCGUGGGGCGCAACCCGGACGACACUCGGUGACCGGCUACGGGGACUGCGCGGCCGGCGCCCGAUACCAGGAUGAGCUCUCUGCUUUGCUGCGCCUGACGGCAGGCGCCGGGAGCCGAGAAGUGAGCUCCCGCCGGGAACCUUCGGGAAUCGAACCGUCGGGUCUCGAGGAGCCACCGAGUACGUUCGUUCCAGAGGCCGCCCGAGCCCGGAUGCGGGAGCCCGAAGCCCGAGAGGACUACUUCGGCACCUGUAUCAAGUGCAACAAAGGCAUCUACGGGCAGAGCAACGCCUGCCAGGCCCUCGACAGCCUCUACCACACCCAGUGCUUUGUCUGCUGCUCCUGUGGGCGGACUUUGCGCUGCAAGGCUUUCUACAGUGUCAACGGCUCUGUGUACUGUGAGGAAGAUUAUCUGUUUUCAGGGUUUCAGGAGGCAGCUGAGAAAUGCUGCGUCUGUGGUCACUUGAUUUUGGAGAAGAUCCUCCAGGCAAUGGGGAAGUCCUACCACCCGGGCUGCUUCAGAUGCAUCGUGUGCAACAAAUGCCUAGACGGCGUCCCCUUCACCGUGGACUUCUCCAACCAGGUGUACUGUGUCACUGAUUACCACAAAAACUAUGCCCCCAAGUGUGCGGCCUGUGGCCAGCCCAUCCUCCCCUCAGAGGGCUGUGAGGACAUCGUGAGGGUGAUUUCCAUGGACCGUGAUUAUCACUUUGAGUGCUACCAUUGUGAGGACUGCCGAAUGCAGCUGAGUGACGAGGAGGGCUGCUGCUGUUUCCCUCUGGAUGGGCACUUGCUCUGCCAUGGCUGUCACAUGCAGAGACUCAGUGCCCGACAGCCUCCUGCCAAAUAUAUCUGAGCCUGAGUCACCGCUGCUGCUGCUGCCGCCGUCCUCAUGGUUGACGACGUCCUUUGGCCAGUGGGCCCCUCCGGGGCUAGCUGAGGCAAGCAGUGUGCUCUGCAGUGCUGGCAGAAGAGUCCUCUGGAGAGAGCCCCAAGAGCCAGAGACCCAAAGAUCCUAACAUUCCAAACAGACUGCAGAGGCGGGAGCUGUGAGGGCUGGGUGGGGGACUGGCCUGGCUGUGCAGCGGGCAGGCUCCAGUGCUCUCUGUACGUGGGAUCCUGGCCUCUGUUUCUAGGGUAUGUUUGUAUAUCCGUGAGUUCUGUCCCUGGCUGAGGAGAAGAGAGGACGUCAUCAGUACUUCAUUCCCUUGUACCCCAUAUGUGGUAUCAGACCUAGGGCCCCCAGGCGUCCCCCACAGUGUCCUCUCUGUACCUAGAAAAAGAAGUGGAAACCCCGGCAUUUUCUAGGAGUAAGUUCUUAUUGUUCCUAAGGAUAGGAAAGCUCCUCAAGCCUCUGCUGGGAAUGGGGGUCCACUCCAGGUGGGCCUCGACCCACAUUGCCUGUUUCUCAGGGACUCAUGGGCCUGGGCAGGCUGGAUGGAGGCCUGUCCUUGGUUGCUCUUCUUAGCUGGAGGUGAUGAGUGGAGUGGCUGUGUGGGUGUGGGACUUGCUGGGUGGUGUGACUGGGAAGCUACAGGUCAACUUACAUGCGUAGGUACUGAUCCUGGUGGCCAGGAUAGGCCUAUGUGGGUGCGUUCGUGUAGUGUGCCUUGUGUGUGCACGCAGUGUCACCUCUUGCUCUCAGGUCACUCUUAUACUUGGUUCCCUAGUAGCAGCUUACCACUCCAGACCAGCCACCCUUCAGUGGAAUUCCAAGUAUAUCCACUGCAUCCCCCAGACUCAGGUUUAGGGGCCCUAGGAGGAGCAGGGUACUUUGCUUCCAGUCAGUUUCACUGAAACUUGAAUCCACCUAAAAUUACAUUUCGUAAAACCAGUUCACUGAGAACGUAUUUGGUUAAAGUUCAGUUCACUUAAUGAGCAGUUUGACAAAAGUUAAAUUCACUUUUGAGGAACUUUUAUUUAUAUUCGUUUAAGUACUCUAUUCCUUUCUGUCACACUCCGAGUAUUUCAAGAAUUUAUAUCUUCAUCCAAGAAUUGUAAUUCUAAUUUCUCAAAUUUGCAGCACUUUGUAAAUGUAAGAUGGCUUCCUACCUUUAUAUAUGUCUUUUUUUUUUCUACAUUAUGUACUUUUCAAACACUUUAAAAAUUUUAAAGGUUCUAGCAAUAAAUAUAAUUGGUACCGACA